Silurus meridionalis is the source of this 1771-nucleotide messenger RNA. It is a transcript of the gene fam53b, whose product is annotated as family with sequence similarity 53 member B. The coding region runs from base 450 to 1475 and encodes 341 amino acids. The transcript has 6 exons. The record is from RefSeq and is a predicted model, not a curated record. Gene Ontology annotation, biological process: protein import into nucleus; positive regulation of canonical Wnt signaling pathway. Lineage: Eukaryota; Metazoa; Chordata; Actinopteri; Siluriformes; Siluridae. Gene Ontology annotation, cellular component: nucleus.
CAGUGUGUAUGUUCAGUAAAAACCAUGCAGCAAUAAGGAAACGUUGGAUCCUACAUGUGUGUGUGUGUGAGUGUGUGUGAGAGUGUGUGUGUGUGUGUGUGAGUGUGUGUGAAUGUGUGUAUGCAUGAGUGAGUGUGUGGAUAGGUCUGUGCGACCAUUCGAUCAGUUUUAAAAAGAUGUUCGAGUAUGAAGUUUUGUAACUUCGCCCGUGGGACGAGAGUCGCGGUUUUUACCAUCCUACAAUAGCACGAAGAGACGAAGCCGGCUGUGGAGGAAACGUGUGGCUCAGAGGGCCACCUGCACGCCCGGUCAAGAGGGCUCCUCUCGAAGAACAUUCCAGAAGUAACGAUGGGCCAGAUGGGAGCGUGAUCAAGUCGCCUACACCCUGCGUUGCACGUAAAGAUGGAUGCCAGUCGAUUUUUCACUCUCUGAAAUGGGCUUUCGCAAAGAUGUGUGUGGCCAUGGUGAUCAUUCACACUAAAACACUGGAAAAGAAGGGAGUCGACGAUGUAACCUCCAGAGAGCCGACCUCCGACUCGCACGAGACGUCGACCAUGAGCCAGGGAACGGCCCUGUUCUCUUGCGGAAUCAUGGACUUUGUUAGUGUCAGCCAGCGUCCCAUGGGUUCGAGUCUGGAGAGUCUGUGGGACUCUGGUGCAAGCAGCACCAGUUCCAUCAGUGGCCUUCUGCGGGACCUGAGCUUGAGCGAAACCCCUUCACCCAGCAAACGCCAGUGCCGAUCUCGAUCCUGCUCAGACGAGCUGAGCUGGCGUUCCCCAUGGCGCCCGCAGGCCUCGCGCCUUUGGACGGCCGUCGAAAAACGUCGCUGCCACAGCGGGGGAGCCAUUCUGCCCUCGUCUUCAUAUUCGUCUUCUUCCAUCUUCUCCAGCAUGCAGAGAAGCUCCAGUUUCAGCUUUCCGACCCGCUCCAACCUUUCCGAGACUCCGUUUCCUCAAUCGUUCACCGCCAUGGCGUUUGACCCGCCCAACUCCCUUUGCUCUUCUCACGAGAGGAUUUGCCAGGCCGAGAUCGACGCCGCGCCGGAAGCAAGUUCUACAGACUCCACCUCCGAGGAAGGAGGACUCGCACGGAGCCAGUCGCAACCCUGCGUACUGAACGACCAGAAAAUUGGGAUGAAGCGCCGCAGACAGGACGAACCUCACAAACAGAGGCCUUCGCUGGAUUUGGCCAAGAUGACGCAGAGACAGAAUUUCCAGAGCCUCAGUUGCCCUCGCUUCAACUUUGACAACGGGUGUCAAUCAAGCCUGACUCCGCCCUCUUUUGGCAGCCCCUCUAAUCAGAGCGAGAAGGCGUAUCCCCUCAGCCUUAAAGAAGACGACUCGUCUGUGGUGGACGAAUCGGACACCGAUUGGACCAACGGGAAGGAGCGAGAGCCUCCGUGGGCGGAGCAAUGCGGGUUUAAAAGGGACGUGUUGGGCGGAGAACUCGAUAUCGAGCAGAUUGAGAGAAAUUGACCCUUUUUAUUUUGUUUUUUAUUUUUAUUUUUUUUCUGGAGGACAUCUAUACGUUCCGACCUCUCUCAGGUUCCUCGCGUUCUUCCUGUAGGUUUUUCCGGAGAAGCGAGGAAACCGUAGUGUGGGGGACGAGAAAAGGACUCAGGAGAAACGGACGCUCACGUACGGAAUUGUGGGACGUUAGGACGACUCAGGUUGAAUCUUUGAAAAGAAAAAAAAAACGUGCUCACGCUCUGUUGCAGAUAUUGUAGCUUUUUUAUUUUUCUUCUCGUUCAUUAAAGGAAGUAUGAAAACGA